Messenger RNA from Perkinsus marinus ATCC 50983, 723 nucleotides. RefSeq names its product kinesin heavy chain, putative. Gene Ontology annotation, biological process: microtubule-based movement. Gene Ontology annotation, cellular component: kinesin complex; microtubule. The transcript has 8 exons. Gene Ontology annotation, molecular function: ATP hydrolysis activity; ATP binding; microtubule binding. Bases 1 to 723 code for a protein of 240 amino acids. NCBI's taxonomy places the organism in Eukaryota, Perkinsozoa, Perkinsida, Perkinsidae. The record is from RefSeq and is a predicted model, not a curated record.
AUGCUUGAGGAUAGUCUCGGGCAGGUGACCAUCAUGGGUCUUGUCGAGCGAGAAGUGACAAGCUCCGGCGAGCUUCUCCAGGCGUAUGAGGGGGCUAUCAGUCUGAGAGCCGUCGGUAGCACCGCUAUCAACCAGCAGAGUUCACGGAGUCACUGCACACUCCAGAUACAGGUCCAAAAAAGGCAACGCAACGCACCUGCAGGUGCUCCAGUAGCAUCUUCCGGAAGAGGACGGAGGUCGGGUCUGUCUUUCCAUGAGCAGAAGAAAGUCGUGCCGAUGGGUCGAAUCAUGCUGGUGGACCUCGCUGGCCUUGAGGACAAUCGUGUGACAGGAAAUGUCGGCGGAGCUCUGAGAGAGUCUACAGCGAUCAAUACAAGUCACUUUGCGCUCGCCCGAAUGCUGUGGGCCCUCAAGAAAAAUAGAAAUGUGCCCUACCGUAAUUCAAAGCUAACGAGGCUCUUUCAAAACUCGAUGGAACCCAGCAUUCCUUUGCCGGCGCCUCCCAUGGUGUUGAUGUUGGUAACGGUGAGUCCCGCUACUAAGCGUUUCCAGGCGACUUACAACACGUUCUCGGCGAUACAGAUAGACUACAAGACGAUCUCGGCUGAGGAGUGUGAGGGCAUAAGGGAGGAGGCGGUGGCAGCUGUGGCUCGAGACCGAGAGAUGAUCGACGUUAAUGAUGACGAUGAUGUGGAUGCCAUGUCGGUCACUUAUGAAGGGUGA